AUGACUUCCGAAGAUGCAGCAUUGUGCGAAUCACUUGAAGAAAAAGGAACUAGCAGCUCCAGUGGUUCAUCGGGCCACCACAGCUGGGAUGAAGCAUAUGACGAGGAGUUGCACUUGAGCCAGACAGAUAUCGGGCUGAUUGAAGAGGCUGAGGACAUACGCACACCAUCAGAUGGUGAAGAUGAAAAGAAGUUGGUGACUUCACAAGAGACGUCACCAGGCUGGUGGCUCAAGGUUCUCCAGGACACAGCUGCAAAGGCAGGUUCGGGUAGUCAUUUGGGUAGGUCCGAUAUGGCCGAUAUGGAGCACCAAGAACCGUUGGCCAAGAGGGCACGGCUUGAAGAGCCAAGCCGCAACAGCAGCCGCGCUGUGGUUUCUGAUUCUACUUCUACUACUUCUUCAACAGGCUCGGAUCAUCAGUGUGAACCUCCUCUGCAGUCUGAGAAUGACUCUGGCUCUGGCUCUGAGUUGGGCAUGGAAGGACACUUUGACUGUGAAUAUGCUGAGACAGAGGUGGCAGAUGGUGAAGGUGUCUUCGGGUUGACGAGAGAGGGCGAAGAUGAAGAUGAACACUUGCAUCCAAUCACCGCCCAUGUCUUAUCCUCGGACAUGGAAUUUGAGUUUGAAUCCGCAAGCCCUUACUCUGCGCACACGCCUGACUUUCCUCCACCACCAACACCUCAUACCCCACCACUUCCAGAAGAUCCAGAGAUUCCAUUGAUUGUGGAUGAAGAGGAAAUUGCACGCAUCCACCAAUUAGCUCAAGCGCGAGGAAUUCCAGGACCUGCUACACCAGAAAAUAUUGCUAGCGGUCCAGGACCUGCUACACCUGAACAUAUUGCCAGCGGCAAUGAUCAAGUGGCUUCAGCUGAGGUACUUCGCUUUAUCCGAGACAUUCGAGAAGCACAAGGACUACUACCUGAGUCUGAGACAGAAGAGCAUCAAGGGGAGACAACAGAGACAACACCUUUGAGAGAGGUGACGUUUGUAUCUCCUGAGGAAUGGAGCAUGAUGCUUCGGCGCGAUCGGCGCAACUUGAGUUUGAUCUUCUACAGACAAGAGCACGGCUUCUCGCCAAGUCCACUGGCAAGUGUAGAAAGCCCUGCAAGUGAUUGGCGUUGGCUUGGGCUCUACAUCAAGCACGAGCCCAAGAUUGGAAUAUUUGAGCAAGUCAUGGGUUUCACAAUGCCGGUUCAAUCAGGCUCAGCUGAGACACCAAAGUCCAGGAAGCGGGCGGAGCGGGAGAACCUGAGCAAAACUCUGCCCAACAAAGUUACUCUUAGCCAGGAAUGUCAGGACGAACUUUCUCAAUAUGGUCCAAUCACUGAUAUGUUCAUGAUUGGGAGUGAUUUGCACCAAGACUUCGUCAAAUGCAUCAGUUCUGCCACCAAUGCAGACUACGAUUCAGAGGAUGCUUUACUCAAGCACAUUCAAACAACACCUAUGUCAACCAUGAGUCUGAAAGCAGUGGAAGAGAAAACAAAGCAAACGCAUGUUGGCCAAAAGAUUUUGACAAUUGCCGCUGCAAUUCUCGAGCUGUCCUUCUACAUGUGGGGUGUGUUUUUGUGCAUUGUUGAUCGCCUUUGCAAGAGCACAUGCAAACCAAUCCUUCUUCUGGUCAAGCUGAGAUACGAUGAGACUCCAACAAAAGUCAGAGUUGAAAUCCCUGGCAAGAAAGAUGUCCGGGCAGAAACUGCUGAUGCUGAGGAGGUUUGCAAGUCGCUGCCCGUUCAGCAGUCCUCAAACCGUGCCAAAGUGUUUCAAUCCGAGCUUUCUGUUGGCUGUCUGGUGAAAUCAUUGUCUGAUGCAGACCCGAUGCCUUACAAGUGGAUAUGUGGGACAGUGCCGACAUCAUUACAGUGUUUGCAAGAUGGCAGUGGGGAGAGUAUCAGAUCAUCACUGCGUGAUAUUGUUGGCCGAAUCCCUGAUUUGGAUAGAGUCUCUCGAUCAUUUCCUAUUGCUUUGAGGCACAGCUGCACUGACCGAUACACCGGCAAUUUCAAAGCAGAGUCUUUGCUCAACGAAGAUUUCCCAGAGUUCACCAACGUACAUUUCACUUGUUCAAUUCACAAGUUGUACAGUGUGAUUGAGGAUGCAACAGGAUGCAUGGACUACGAUGUGAGUGGCAUCUUGAGCAUUGGUGUUGGAAUAUCUUCCGACAUUGGUUGCGUGAAAACAAUGCACCAGAUUGUCACUAGACUUUUGGUGAACCGCCUUGUUAUUUAUUACCAAGAGCCACCAGCACACGUUGCAGCAUACCGGGAGCAUUUGCUUGAUCUGUUCAUUCCCUUGAAGAAGGUUCAAGCUCCUGGGAAGCAUCUCAGCAAUCGCCAGGCCCUCCAAAGACGAUAUAUACUCCGCUAUUUUCUGAACGGUGACUGGUCCCAAAAGGAACUACAGCACUAUUGUGCCUACAGUUGCUGCUCGCAUCCAAGCAGCACUUACAAGUUCAUGGCCACAUUCGUCACAUGGGCCCUUGUGCCCAGAAAAUGCCCAAAAUUUGCAAGGAGUAGACGGACCAACUGGAUUGAGUCCAUCGAGUGGUGUGGCCUUCUGGCAGGUGUGCACAACCUUUUGGAAGAGAUCAUUGCUACCUACACGGGUUCUCCUGACAAUGCCAAACCGAAGGGCCAAUCAGGCCAAUCAGAAGAUGCGGUGGUUGGAAGUGGUGAAGGGGAACUUGCGUUGGAUGACUUUGAUUUGAUGGCCAUGGACUUUGAUUCUGCAAACAUUGAAUUUGCGGAGAAUAGUUCUACAAAACAACAAUGUGAAGGCAGCUCGGGUACAGAGUUGCCAGAGCUGCCAAACGUUUGUGCUGCUGAAAAUCCAGAGGAAACCAACACAUCGCCACAAGCUUUUGAUUGGAAGGAAUGGAAUCGCAAGCAGCGUGGUAACGCACGAGAGUGGGUGAGCUCCCAACCUUUUCCUCGUCUCUUGCUUUUGAGGGAGGUCAGUGGUAUUUUGAUGCACUUGAUGUAUCGGUUCCUUGCUUUGGGAGGAACUCCAUGGGAGAAUCUGCAACAGUCAAAAUCUUCAAACGGCUUGCAGCGUGAGUACGUGUUUGGAGAAGCAGCGAUGGGCAAGGAUGUGCAAAGGACAGAGAGCGUGAGUGGCACAAGCAAGGAGACAAAGCCCUCCAAGGAAAAGACACGUGGUGGUGGUGGAGGCGGAUGGCGGGCUUUUGUCCAUGAGAGGUCUGCCGGGGUUAGAUUUGAUGGACAAAGCACUUCUGAAUUGGCUGCCCUGUGGGCAGAGCUGCCGGCUGAAGAGAAGGCUAGGUUUCAACGCGCAGGACAACUUGCAACACGAGCACAUGCCGCUGGUUUCCAAGCGUUUGGUCCAAGACGCUGUUCUGCAAACCAGCACGCUGCUGUCCCAGAGCUCAGCAUCGGAGAUGUUACAAACUCUGGCGCUAUCGUUGCAGCUGACCCAGCCAGCAUGCUGGAUUCAGCAUUGACUUAUGGUGGUCAGCAAACAUUUGAAACCCGCUUUCAGCGUGCCAAGAAGGAAAUAGCUAAGUUCUGUGCAGGUGUGACUGAUCAUGGAAGUGUUGAUGCUGUUGAUAUGCCCAAGUUACUUUCAGACAAGGCAUUGUCAACCAAGCUGACACAACAACAAGAGGAGCAACUUGCAAAGUUUCAUCAAGAGGCAAAUGCAGAUGGGGUUGUACGGCUGCUUCAACAGGAUCACAAGAAUGUUGCAACAGGUUUCCAGCAAGUGUUCAAAGGGGUAGCCGACACGGAGGGCUUUGUUGGAAUGUCCUGGACUCCACCACUCCACAGGGCUCUUCAGGCGACCGUGUCCUCAGCAACAGCAAGAUUGAGGCGGAACCUGGGUCUGACUAGGAAGCUUUUGGACGAGCUCAAGCGUUGGUGCGUACCAGAUGAAGUCAAGCCUGUCCAGGCAAAGCAGGCAAAACAGUUCACCCCAAAGAUUUGUGCACAGCUGGGUGUUUGUGUUUGCGGCGCCUACUCAGAUAACAUGUUCUUCUUCUUGAAGCUGAAACAAUGGAUGAGUCAUGUCUUCUGGAAGAAGAGAAAGACCAAGGAGAAGUCAUUUGAGCGAAAGCUCCUCGAGGAAGGGCUUGUCAUUCUGCAGCUCUCGCCAGUGCCAGUGGCAACCGAGUCUACCACAGUUGGAACUGACGAUCUUCCAGCAAUUGAUCUUCCUGCAGAAUCUUUGCCUGUAUUGCAGCAGCCUGUGUUCUUGCAUGUUGGCGAGACAAACUUCAGCACUUGGCAUUUUGGGGUGAUGCUGCUUGACAUGGUUGAACAAUCCGUUGGCAGCAAUGCUUCGCUUCUGGCCCCUACACUGACACUGACACCUGCGCAACCAUCAGAGGAUUCCAACAGAGAUGCUCACCCUCGUUUGGGCAUUUAUAGCGAUAUGGAGGCUUUCAAGGAGCUUUUGGAUCUGAAUUUUUCCUGGUGCGUGAGCGUUUUGACCAUCUCCUUUGUUGAAGCAGACUGGCCUCUCCCUCUCAUUAUCCAAGACCCCACAAUACCAGUGAGGAAACGAGAUGAGGCAGCCGCAGACGAUAAGAAUCAGUCAGACAAUGAGGCUGAAGUUUUGGACUUCAAUACAAAUGCCCUCAGCGCCGUUGAUGUUGCGUAUGAUGCUGCAGCUUACGAUGGAGAUGAAGACUCGAAUGCUGAGGCUGUUGAGCAACUUUCAGCAGCAGAAGAGGCAUUGGAUUUGGAGGUGGAGGCAGUGGAGGCAUUGGAAUCUGCGGCAGCUGGUGUUGAUGAAGCAUCAUCAGAGCCUGACAAUGAGGCACCCAGUGAAGCAAGCUCCCAUUCAGACGGUCUAGAGCGAGAUGCACUUGAAGGAGGAGGAGAUGCGCCUGAACCAGCACAUGUGUCAGGCAUGCAGGCAGAUGCCGUUGAGCCACCUCCACCUCCAGUGCCAGAUGAAGUGCUCAGGAGUUUUCCCAAUAUGAAAGGCCAGCGAGGCCUGGUGAUCCAGAAGAACCCAACAGAGUGUGACAGGUGCUACCUGAUCUUUAUGCGGAAGGAUAUCUAUUCAAUUGACUUUGUGCGGAGCUGCAAAGACCAGAUUGAGGAUGCCAAAUGGCAUGAGUACAACGCUCAUCAGCUUCCAGUUGGUCCGCUUUGCUACAGAUGUGGAGAUGGAGUUGGAAGGGUUCGCCCAGGAAUGACAACUGAGCAAGCCAUGUCUCUCAAGAAUGAUGCCGCCAAGCGCAAGGAAGAGGAUCCUACAUUUUUGACUGACGUUGCGACCGCAGUCAAGGUGAUGGACGGUGUUGAGGAGCCAUCCGUGAACCCCACCAGUUCAGUGUUUCAGGAGAAAGGUUACAAGUUUGAGAUCUUUCAGGACUUUAGCGCAGUGACUGAAGCUGAGUACAAACACUACACCGGCUUGAAGCCUGACAAAAAGAAUCUCACUCAGCUACCUGUGAAGAACCCUUCAGACAACACUACGCUGUACACGUUGGGCCUUGAGGGGCUAACAGAAGACCAGUUAGCCGCCAUUCGCAAGGUGAGAAUCUCAUACACGGAUGGGACCAUCAUGCAAACAAACUUGCUGCAGGCACAAGACAAUGUGAUCCAAGGGCAAGGCAAGCGAGUAUUCAAGCAUGUGGCUGACCAUCAGCUUGAAAAAAGGCCAGCGUCUUGGCGGUUUUCCUCAUGUCCUGAGAGCGUCAAGACUUUGAAGGAGAAGUGUCGAGUGGCCUACAACAACCAGAGAGAAGAAGGAGCAGAUGCCCGGACUCAGCUUGAAGAUUCUGAUGCUGAUGUUGGGGAUGACUUUGACGACAUGUUGUCGGACGAGGAAGAGCUUCCUGCUGCCCCAACUCGUCAGUCGGGAAUCGCUCUGGGAGAGCUAGACGAUGAAAUCAAGGCAAGGCCAAAGAAGAAGGCUGCCAAGGGAGGCAAGGCCUCAGAGAAUCAGAAGGCUACCUACAAGAGUUCUUCUGCUGCGGCUGCCGCAUCUGCCCCAGACAAGGCGGAUGAACGCAGCAAUGCUGGUUCCAAAACCAAGGCCAUAGAUUCAUUGGAUGCUGAGAUGAAGUUUGUGGCUGAAAAGCACUUGGCUACUGGCAGCGCGUCCAGUGUGAAGAGUUUGGCUGGCCUCAAGAUUGAGCUUUUUCUUGCUGGAACAUCUGAUGGAUCGGGCGAGAGGGCUCUUGCAUCGCAGAUUCGUGGGUUGGCCUUACGGACAAAGCAGCUGCGAAGUUUUACUUCUGACUACCUGUCUACGCUGAUCGUCUCUUUGAAGGAUCACUGGAACGACUUCUCGUUUGAAAUCAAAGCCAAGAUCUGUGAUGCAAAGAGCGAUGUCAUUCAGAGAGAGUUGGCGGAGUGCUUCAUUGACGCCGGUGAGAACCUCGCUGAGAAGUUUGAUAAGACUGACAAAGCUAUCUCUGAGGGUAUGCCGCAGCGCAAGCAGAUCAUGCAAGGCCUGGCAAAGCAUAUCAUUCUGACUGUGGACAACUUUGCCGACAAUCCCACCUUCCAUGCUGGGAAGCCAUCCUUUGCGCAACUCUUUCAUUUCUUCUUGAUGGAUUUCGACGAAGCUGUCACUGCUCAGGAGAAGCAAGGAUCACUGACAGAUGGAGACAUUGAUGGUUUUGGCUCCAUCGAAGCAACGGUGAAGAUGGCAAAGGCUUCUGAUGGUGACACUACGGUUUUGACUCCUGCUUUGGCGCAAUUGCGUGCACGGGCAGAGGCUUUUGGCACCUACUUGAUUGAUGCGAUCAGCGACGAUCCCUUCUUUCGAGAAUUACAGCAAAGCAUUGUCUCGCCAGAACCCAUUGAGAGCUUCAUUUUGGCAUGGAUGGAAGGGUUGACCAAGCUCUUCUCUAGCAGCAGUGGCUUGGAGAAGUUUGAAUCACGGAAAGAUGUGUGUGGGCCGCUCCAUGAUGCACUUGGCCGCAUCAACCAAGUGUGCAGGUGCUUCGCUCAUUUGCUUUGCCUGAAUGAUUUGCCAGAAGGAGUGGAUUCGACAACAGAUGAUGAUGUCUUCCACUUUGUGAACUUCAAGGGUCAGAAUGUCUUCGAAGGUGCAAUCAGGCGCAUCCUCACGGAUAGCACUAGUCGAUGGAGCUCUGAAGUCAAUGACUUGGUCAGCAAAGGCGGGUCAGGCGCACUUGCAGGCAUGAAGAUUUCCAGCCUCGAGAGCCUACUGCAGCAAGAUAACCCAACGCCGUCUGCCUUGAGAGAAAUGGUCACCAAGUUGCAAGAUGUCCAGACUGCCAUCCGCACUAUGAAGCUCAAGAAAGUGAAGGAAACCUUUCUGGCCCGGUUCAAGAGUUUCUCAACCCAGGCCCGGAAUGGAAGAGCUCCAACUUGGCUGAAUUCUCUUGCCAUUGAUGCACUCUUGGAUGGAUUGGCUCUUGUUCAUGACAUGCCUGGUGCCACAAAUGAGCGGAAGCAGCUGCAGUCAUGGAGGACAAACCAGGUGAAAGACAUUGCGAAAAACGACUUGGUCCAUGUUCUGCAGAUCCAAGAGAAGGACCGUGUCGACUUCCAAUUGCUCAACACUUGCCUUGGCCACUGCUUCCCAGGCAAGGGCGACCAUUUCGACAAUGAGUUGACUGAGCAUGUGUGGAAAUUCAUGCCGCAGGCUCUGAGGAAGCUGAUGGAACUGGCGGUGCAAAUGACUCCAGAUCCCAGCAGUGUCAAAAGGAUCUCAUCUCUCAUUGAAAACCUUUCAUCGAAGCUGUGUGUGGAUGACGUGAGCAGUGUGGUCACACAGUUUGUUGCAUCCUGGAUGAAGUGUGCUCCUCUGGCAAUGAAGAUCACUCAGGGCAACAUCAAGGUUCGCGAUGAGAAAGAAACCCUGCUUGACACUGAUCCUUCACUUGCUUUGCUUCGUGCCAUUAAAUUGAGUCGUAGCAAGAUGAUGGAAGAAAUUACUUGCAUGGAAUCCUUGGCAAAUCACAAAGAUGUGAAAGAUCUUGCAAAUGACCACCCGGUGCAGAUACUUGUGCAUAUGGAGUUGCCAGAAUCCCUGAUUCGAGAGCUUUCAAGCGAACACUUUGAUGAAGUCAUCGACAACCAAUGCAGCAAAUACAAGAUCAAGAUGGAAGAGCUGGCCAAGAACACCUUGGAGCUAUGCAAGGGCUACUCGAAUGCUGGCCCCAACUGCUGGAAGGAUAGUCUUUCUGGUAGUGACGUUGCCUUUGAUGACCUCUACAAAUUGGGAGAGAAGACCGUGAUGCCUCUUCAGGGAAAAAGCAUCAAGGAGAACACAACCAACUAUGCCGAGGUGGUGAAGGCUGCAGAAGACUUUGUGGCUACUUUUUCAGCGCAGGUGUCAACGGACACUGCUGCGGAUGGUAUGAGCAAACUUCAGGAAGCCAUGCGAUCGUCUUUGCACGCCAUGCAAGCUGCCAAGGUUCUUCUGAUUGAAGUCUUCUUGAUGAAGGCCAUCAGGAACCACAACAACAACAUCGCAGCCAGUGAUGAGCAGGAUGAGCAAAAGAUUGAGAAGGCCACGAAGGGUCGCCAGGCGGCAUUGGGGCUCAUUCGCAGGGAGCGUGCUGACCUAAAAGCUGCCCACUGGAAUCUUCAGGAUGACAUGGUUCAUCCUGUGCUGAUGACAAUUUCAGCCUCACUGCUGGAGUCUUCGGCGCCUCCUGCUGCUGCUGAGGCUGAAGCUGAAACUCCACUGGCGUGCGCCUCCGCCAAGUGCAGCGUCGAGCUUCGCUUAUCCCCCUGGCCGACCCGAGGAGUGGGAGACGUGGGGACGUGGGUGAGUCACUUUGAGCUGCGAAACAGAUGCGAAAGAGAGGAGGAAGAGCGACGCCGGCGGCAGCAGGACCUGGCAGGUGAUGAGGAGCUGGCGCGGCAACUGGCCGCUCAGCUACGGCUCACCUCUCCCGCUGAGACCACGCCAGACACAGGGUUCGACGAGGAGAGACGACUGCCACGGGUCGGCGACCGAAGCUUCGACACGGACACGUCGCGCGGCCGAAAUGACCUGGAUGGCGGAGAGCGGGUCGCUAGUGUCGAGUACCAUGCAAUGGACUCGGACACGGAGGACGCCUUCUAUGCCGAGCCACCCCGAGCGACGGGCUAUCACCACAUUUUGUGCAAUGUCUUGGUGAACUUCUUUCGGGCGGGGCCUUGGGGCUCGAAGCCACAGACGGUCCUCAAGCAACAGCAUGUGGAGAUGCUGCACUUGGUGGAAGGUUGGUUCCAGCGCCUGGAACGAAUGCUGCAGGCGAAGACUCCGAGCCCGUCGUUCCCCACACAGAUGCCGUUUGAGCUUACACAAAUCAGCGAGGGGACGAUGUCCUCGCCGAUCGUGAGUCUGAGUCUGGAAAAGAAGGAGGAGGAAGGCAAGGAGCACAUACCAACGGCGAACACACCCACGGGCUACACCCCCACGUCCGAGGCGGUGCCGGAACAUCCCUCGGAGUCGGAGCAUCCCUCUGAGCACCUGGGGCAGGAACACAGCCAUUCCAAGAACCGGCUGCGGAGGACGCAGAGCCACUUGAGCUACGAAAAGGCCAAAGAGAGGGGCACCACUGUUGAAAGCAUCAAACGGCUGCAGACGCAGUCAGAGAAUAAACGUCCUCAUUCUCGGAUCUGUCAAUGGUACAAGACCGAGAUCAAAGCACGAUGUCGCUACAUCGCCGAAGCGCUGCCCUUCAACGUCUUCUUCGCCUUCGUGAUCCUUUCUAACUCGAUGUUCUUGGGCAUUCAGAUGGAGAUGAAGGCGGAGGCGUGGAAGCAAAACGCUGCGCCGCCCUCCUUCAUCGCGCCCAACCUGGUCUACGCGAUUCUCUUCACUGGCGAGAUGCUGAUCCGCGUGAGCGCCUGGGGGCCCAUCAAGUACUUCUACGACAAAGGCUGUGCUUGGAACUGGUUGGACGUUUUGGUGGUGAUCCCCGCCUGGAUCGAAAUGGCCAUCGACCUCAGCACUGACGAGCAAGGCUUAGAAGGAGGCGCGGCCUCGAACUUUCGCAUCAUCCGGAUCUUCAAAGUCACCAGGCUUCUGCAAGUGGUGCGGUCCUUACGCAUCGUGAAGUUUAUCAGUGCCCUACGUGCGCUGGUGAUGUCAGUAGUGGAUACUACUCGACAACUGCUGUGGGCACUGAUUUUGCUGGGCCUGGUGCAAUAUAGCUUUGGCAUCCUCUUCACCGACGCGGUACUUGACUAUUCGGCCUCGAACGGGCCGCACGAGGAUCAGAUGGAAUUCUUUGGGAGUGUUUACUUGUCAGUGAUCACGCUUUUUCGCUCCAUUUUGGGCGGCAUUGAUUGGGCCUGGGCAGCGGAUUCACUGGAACCUGUGGGCUGGAUUUGGGUCCAGGUCUUCCACUUGUACAUCGCCUUUUGUGGCUUUGCCGUACUCAACGUGAUGACCGGGGUGUUUGUGAACAGUGCGAUCAAGACUCGCGAGCGCGAUCACGAGACGUUGAUCCAGAACAAGAAUCGUUUCAAAGACCUCGUUUCAAAGAUCUGGAGUAAGAUGGAUGUGGAUGGGCACGGGCAGAUCACCAUCACCGAGUUUGAACGGAUGUUCGAGGACGAAUCAAUGAAGGCCUUCUUCUCCGCGAUUGAGAUCAACGCUGUCGAUGCUUGGACUCUCUUCGACAGCUUGGAUGUGGAUGGCGAUCACACCAUUAGCGUGGACGAGUUCAUGGAGCGUUGCAUGCAGCUUCAUGGGCCCGCCCGUUCCGUGGAUUUGUAUGCCUUGAAGAAAGGCAUCAAGCACUUGGAAGGAGUGCAGCGGCGCCUGGAGGCGCAUGUGAUCGCGCACUUCCAAGCGCUGCGAGCCUUGCCCCUCCUCCAGCCCAGCGAGGUGCAGAUGCCGCCGAUGUCGCCCGUGCCCGACCGCUUUUCAUGUUGA
Molecule: messenger RNA, 10821 nt
Organism: Durusdinium trenchii
Lineage: Eukaryota; Dinophyceae; Suessiales; Symbiodiniaceae
Source: the annotation of a GenBank genome assembly